ACCUCGCUCAGCCCCAUGGACGGACCCACAGCGGCGUCCGCACGCACCCGCCUCCGGCCCUCGGCCUCCUCAGAGAGGCCGCCCGCAGGCCCCGCCCAGAAGCCGCCCGGAGGCCCCGCCCACGCCGCGGCCGCCGGGUCCAAGUCCACGCCCCCUGCGAGGAGUUUCCCAAAACUCAGCGCGGCAGGCCUCGGCCGCGCUAAGAUGGCGACUCCCAUGCAUCGGCUCAUAGCCCGGAGACAAGCUGAAGCGAAUAAGCAACAUGUAAGAUGUCAGAAAUGCUUGGAAUUUGGACAUUGGACUUAUGAAUGCACAGGAAAAAGAAAAUACCUACAUAGGCCUUCAAGAACAGCAGAACUAAAGAAAGCUUUAAAAGAAAAAGAAAACAGAUUAUUAUUACAACAAAGCAUUGGAGAAACCAAUGUAGAAAGAAAGACCAAGAAAAAAAGGGCUAAGAGCGUAACCAGUUCCAGUAGCAGCAGCAGUGACAGUUCAGCCAGUGACUCCUCGUCAGACAGUGAGGACACGUCUACCUCAUCCUCCUCUGAGGACAGUGACACCGACGACAGCUCCUCCAGUUCCUCCUCCUCAGCCUCCUCCACAAGCUCUUCGUCCUCUUCCUCCUCCGACUCCGACUCCAGCUCUUCCAGCAGCAGCAGCACCAGCACAGAGAGCAGCUCUGAGGAUGAGCCACCAAAGAAGAAGAAAAGGAAAUAGAGUGGCCGCAGCCGGGGGACUGAUGCCCCGAGACGCGGCAAGGUUCUGCGAGGGGCUCCCAGGGCGGCCCGGCCGGCUCAGCGAACAGGUCACGAGGCACAGAGUUCAAGUUUCCAAACGUUUUGUGUUGUCAGAGCAUAAAGAGUGUUAAUAAUGGAUUAUAGAGAGAGACUUUUUUAUGUUAAGGGGGAAUCUUGUUUUUCUUUUUUAUCUUAAGUAUGUAUCUCUAGAACUUAAUCAAAGCUGAAAUCCAGUAAAUCUGCUUUUGUGAUUAAAUUUAUGUUUUUCCUCCCUGUGAGGUAAAUGCUGUCUUUUGUUAUAUGUUAAUAGUAUGUUUUCAGCAUAAUACAUCAGAAUAUCUUAUCAAUGAAUUUCUAAUGUUUUUGGCGUGUGUUACUAUGUAAGAUUUAAUACAUUGUUACGAUGAGUUUAGGAAUUUCUUACUGUUGAUAAAUGUGUCCUAUUUUUAUGUUUAUGUUCAAAAAGUCAUUCUGACUUUUUAUCCUAAAUGAUUAGUUCAAGAAACCAAUUAAUAUAUUUAGACUUUUUGAAAGCUGUUAAGUUUGAAGUUGUGGUUUAUCAUUCAUUCUUCUGGUUCCUAAAGUUCAUAGAAUUACCUCUGCCAAGGAAAAUCAUUGCAAAAGGACAAAAAGGGACAAGAAAAUCUGAAACGACUUGAGUCUACUCUUGGUGCCUUUUUAAAAAUUCAGUGUAUUGGAAAAGAAAGCAACUAUUCAAAAGCCUAAUUUAAGUAAAAGUACCAUAAACACAUUUUGUGUGUUAGUAUGCUUUAGGGCUCCCCUCAAAAAGGGUGAGGAAGGAGGGGAAGAAAGGUCAUUUUUGCAUAAAAGGAGGGCAAUGUUGGCUGUCUUUUAUUUUUAAAAUUUUUAGACACUUGUAAAGAUUGCCUUUUGCCAUUUUGCAAUUAUGAUAGUGUACAUUAACUGUAUGUCAAUCUACUAUAUAAAUAUGAAUGACUAGGACUAAUCUGUGUGUUUACAUAGCAAACACAAGGUGAAAGGCUGCAAAGGAGAUUCUGCACGAUGUUUCUUAAACAAAAUACUCUUACUGUGAUGUGUAAUCGCUCGUAAUGUGGUUUCACAUCACAUUAUUCUGUGAUAGCUUUUAAACUUUGUAGAAAGAGGUAUAAUUUGUAGAAAAAUCUUGAUUUGGGUUAAAUACAAGUUUUUAAAACUAUAAAUGUUGUCUUUUUAUAUUUUUAUAAAAACAGUGGAAAAUGCUAUUGAAUAAAAUGGGCUUCUUUAGAAAUAUUGAAGUAUCUGUCAGUUGUGGGUUUAAGAAGCCUGUAAUGGCACUGGCGCUGUGGCAUAGUAGGCUAAGCCUCCACCUGUGGUGCUGGCAUCUCAUAUAGGAGCCGAUUCUUGUCCUGGCUGCUCCACUUCCAGUGCAGCUCUCUGCUGUGGCCUGGAAAAGCAGUAGAAGAUGGCCCAAGUGCUUGGGCCCCCACAUGCCUAUGGGAGACCUGGAAGAAGCUCCAGACUCCUGGCUUCGGAUCAGCCCAGCUCUGGCCGUUUUGCCCAUUUGGGUGUGAACCAACGGAUGGAAGACUUUUCUCUCUGUCUCUCCCUCUCUUUCUGUAACUCUACCUCUCAAAUUAAUAAAUAAAAUCUUUUAAAAAAAAAAAAAAAAAAA
Molecule: messenger RNA, 2370 nt
Organism: Oryctolagus cuniculus (rabbit)
Lineage: Eukaryota; Metazoa; Chordata; Mammalia; Lagomorpha; Leporidae
Gene: ZCCHC10
Product: zinc finger CCHC-type containing 10
Molecular function (GO): nucleic acid binding; zinc ion binding
Source: RefSeq, a predicted model, not a curated record